Micropterus salmoides (largemouth bass) is the source of this 4695-nucleotide messenger RNA. It is a transcript of the gene hoxb4a, whose product is annotated as homeobox B4a. The record is from RefSeq and is a predicted model, not a curated record. NCBI's taxonomy places the organism in Eukaryota, Metazoa, Chordata, Actinopteri, Centrarchiformes, Centrarchidae. Gene Ontology annotation, cellular component: nucleus. Gene Ontology annotation, molecular function: RNA polymerase II cis-regulatory region sequence-specific DNA binding; DNA-binding transcription factor activity, RNA polymerase II-specific. Gene Ontology annotation, biological process: embryonic skeletal system morphogenesis; regulation of transcription by RNA polymerase II; anterior/posterior pattern specification.
ACACGACGGCAGCGAUGGAUCCAGCACAGGGAGGAGAGGCCUUUGGCUGCUGUCAUUGGGUUGGGACGCCUUUCUUAAUUAUGGAUCGCUGCUUUAUAUUUGAAUUUGCAAAAGGCUGUGAAGGGUACAAAAUGUGUAUCUUCAACGAAUGUUUAUUUCUUUUUAGCACAGACAUCGCCUAUUAAUUUACUGCAGGACUUUAUUUGUGGUUAUUUGGUUAUCAUUGUGUUAUUUAGGAGCGCUUGUGUGGAUCAAGCACCAUGUUGUUACCCUCCAAAGUGAUGAAAACCCACUCCAGCUCUUGUACAUUUUGUGUUUGUUUUUUUUCGAUCAUCAAACCGCCUCACAUUUUUAAAGGCCAACUCCAGGUUGAAUUGUUUUUUAUUUAUUAUUUGUCUUGGUGAAAAAUGAUGUGGUCGGCUUUACUGUUCAUCUAGAAAGGCCUAUAGGGGGUUGUGUGUGUGUGUGUGUGUGUGCGCGCGCGCGCGCGCGUGCGUUUGGGGGGUAAGGUUUCGAUUUAGAGACGGUCAAUUUUCUGGAAACAAAGGACUUGGAUAUCUCCAUCAUCUUGCUUGUGUCUGUGCGCGCGCACCUUUGGUCCUGAUAACAAAAUGCAGAACAGCCUCCUUUUGAUUGGGAGAACAUCACUUCGUUUUUGUUGUAGAUUUUAUGUUUUUUUGUUUUGGCGCUGCUGAAGAGACACAGCAACUACAGCAAUCAGAUUUACUGGAAUUAAAGGAGGUUACUGUAAAACUUGUUAGGCGAGAAUGCUGGGACAUAAUUAUGGUUAUUCAUAGAAUGCAGAGUGCUACCUAGUUUCUGUGCGUCUUCACUCUGUGUAAUACAUGUGUAAGCCCUUGUUUUAUUGUGUCUAUUGUCUAUUUUAUAGCAGUGAGAAAGUGACAGCGGUUCACAGUGAGACUGUAGUGUUAGUGUUUGAAAUGGGGAGACAGUAUGGAAGUGGCAGCUAUAGAGUGAGCGUUUCAAUGUUGGGGAUGAAUUCCCUACUGGAGGAAAAACAAAGAGCUGUGUAUCUCUGUUCAGUAAUGCACAGCUCAAGGGCAAAAGCAGGCGCACAUUCUGAAUGAAUGGGGAAAUGUGGACUUGCUAUGCCAGUGAUGUUAAUAUCGCAAAGUGGUGGGGAAUAAAUCCUGGGUUUUUUUUUAAGCCAGGCAAAAGGCGACUCUGGCUGAGGCUGAAUUACCAUGCAAGGGGAGUCACAUUUGGAAUGGGCGCCUGUUGGAGCAACACGGGUUUUAAAGUGGGAAACGGUGCUUGAUUCUCGUUGCUAAUGCAAAGGUCUGCUAGUGAUUUAGGAGGCCGCGUAACCUGAAUUAGUUGAUGAAUUUUCUAUCGAUCCUAAACAAGCCAGAUUUAUCUCUGACACAGUGCUGCUGCUGGGUGGCGGCGCAGCGUGCCAGGCCCUCUCCCACUCCCCGUUAUUAGCGAUUUAAAAAGAGAAAAAAAAAGAAAAAAGCUUUGGCAAGCACGUCCCUACACACACCCAAAUAUAUACACAGGGGGUGGUGCAGGCGCCACUUUAAAUCCCCCCAAGCGUGUUAUUUCUGCUGCUUCUUUUUUCUGUUUUCUUUAUUUUUUUUCCUAUUUGAAGCUCCAGCCAGACGCGUAACGGGAGGAAGGAUUCGAUUGCAGAAAGGGAGGACUUGUCAUCUACUGUACUCUGUUGCUCGUCCAUGCGCGCGCGUCCCUGAGCGCGGCUUCAGAUGGAGCGGAAUGUAUUUUUAGCUUGUCCGACGCGCUUUGUUAUUGUUGUGAUUCUCUGCCUGCUUAGGACGUGCCGACAUGUGGUGCAGAGAUAUGCAGAGAGACACGGGGAGGCAGAGGGGAAAGUAUUGUACGACUGUGAUUGCACAAACUGAGGCCAUAUGAUGAUGCGCGUGCGGGGGCUGUGUAUACGCUUAAUCCCAUUUCCUUAUCCGGGGUCCGUCCUGGAGGCGCGCCAUUGGCCAGCUGUCGUCACGUGGCUUCUUAACUUUGUUCACUUGACAGAAAAGUAGGAGGGUUCAACGGAACAGGAAUAACCGAAGAGUAAAGGGAUGAGAUAUAUAUUUUAGUUAUAUAUUUUCCGAGUAGGUGCAAUUCCACAAAAAGACUGAAAUUAAUGGCCAUGAGCUCCUAUUUGAUCAACUCCAACUAUGUGGACCCGAAGUUCCCACCAUGCGAGGAAUACUCACAGAGCGACUAUCUGCCCAGCCACUCUCCGGACUAUUACAGCUCCCAGAGGCAGGAGCCUGCUGCCUUUCAACCGGACUCUCUCUACCACCACCACCAUCAGCACCACCAGCAGCAGCGAGCCGAGCCGCCGUACACGCCGUGCCAGCGCGCAGGGCAGCCCGCUUCGGUGGUGAUGUCCCCUCGGGGUCACGUCAUCCCCCCGGCCGGGCUGCAGACCACUCCGGUCCCGGAGCAGAGCCACCGAUGCGACUCGGUGACUCCCAGCCCGCCUCCGUCUUGCGGACAAACGCCUCACAGCCAAAGCACUUCAUCCCCCGGCAGUACUCGCAAGGACCCCGUAGUCUACCCUUGGAUGAAGAAAGUCCAUGUAAACAUCGUGAGUUCAAACUACACAGGGGGUGAGCCGAAGCGCUCGCGGACGGCCUACACGCGCCAGCAGGUCCUGGAGCUAGAGAAAGAGUUCCACUACAACCGGUACCUGACGCGCAGGCGCAGGGUGGAGAUCGCGCACACGCUGUGUCUGUCAGAGCGGCAGAUCAAGAUCUGGUUCCAGAACCGGAGGAUGAAAUGGAAGAAGGACCACAAGCUGCCAAACACCAAGGUCCGCUCCGGGGCCAGCAACAAUAACACAAACUCCCCGGCUCUAACCGUCCCAGAACCGCACCGGGUCCCUAUAGCCCGGUUCUCUGGCUCUUUGUCUGAUGUUGCCCUCCCUUUCCCUGAUUCCCAAACUGAACUCCGAAGCAGCAGCCACGCUUCUAACCACCGAAGCCUGCACUUUGGACCGGAAUAAUGCCUUUGCUCUGGAGGGAGGGAUGGAGGGAUGUCAUUGCUGCCUGAUCGGCCCUGAUGGGUGCUGAUGUUUCACACUAUAAAAUGACGCUAUGAUGUGGGAGGGGGUGUGGGGGAAUUUCCCAUUCAUAAAAAAUGAAAUGAACAAAAGAAGAAGAAGAAGACUGAAAGAACUGAGAAUAUGAUGCGGCCGCUUCUUUGCUUCUAUCCCCCAGCUCUCUCUCUGCUUUUUAUAUUUCUGUCUUUUUAUACUCCUCUCUCUCUCUCCCUCUCUAUGACAGAGCAUAAGAUGGUGGGCCGAGGAUAACGUGCCCGCAUGCGUGUGGUUUCUGUCCUUCUUUUUUCUAUCCGAGACGUUUUUGGUGAAGAUGGAUCCUCGUUUUCAUCUUUAAUCAUGCCAAGCUCGGGCCCCAUUUGUCAUGUUUACUCUGCGGGUACAAAGCAAAGGGGUGCACCGCGGCUCUGCCCAUUACCCCUCGCCCCUACCCCCCGCACCCCUUUCCCAAAUCACUAUCCCUCAACCCCCCUCCACCCACCCCACUCACACGCGCACGUGUAAUUAAUGGAACUCUCGUUUCGUCAAGAGAAGUAUUCUUACACACAUACAAAACCCGUGCAUGCCCACAUCCCUCUGUCCGCCCUUAUAGUAGCUACUCUAACAUCGACUAUAACCUUCGGUAUGAUCCAAAAUGACACCAGGCAGUUUUCUGUCUUGCUGUUAUCAUUAUAACUGUUGGUAUUUCUGUUUUGUUUAAUGACAAAAUAUAGCUUUUCAAAUUUUAAUUAUAGUUCUUUUUGAAUUCAGUGUUGAUUGUAAAAUUAUACUUUAUGCUGUUAUUGCUGAGAAUGACAUGGAGCGUUUGUGUGGUCCGUGGAUUGUUCAUUGUGUGAUGUUGUAUACAGGGAAACAGAGUGACAGGGUGAGUCAAGUGAAAUAAAGUUAAAUUAAGGCAUUUUCCACUACGUGCCAAACAGGGUUUAUAAAGCUGCCUAAACAAAGGACACUAUCCAAACCAAAAUCCUGGUACAAAUAGCUCAAGACUACAUUAUGAACGCAGCACUAUACAAUGUAGGCUACUACCUAUUACCUCAGUUGUACUUAUAUAUUAUUUUAUUUUUGGUCAUUUUAUUUUCUCUUGCUCGUUUAAUGAAGUGACAGCUUUUCCAGCUUUUAUAUUUUUGAAAAUGUGUGACGAGUUAUUAUAAUAAUUAUUGUUACUUGCAAUACAAAAAAAGCGCUAUUAAUUUCUUGUAUGUGGACAUUUUUAAAAUGUAAUUUAAUUAUAAACAGUUGUUCUGGCCAGGGACACUCGGAAAAAUAAGGAGCUUUUUAUCGCAUGUCUGAAUGAUGUUGAUUUAUUUUUCUAUCCUUUCCUUUUGUCUCUCCUUUCUCCGCACAUUAAAUGCGCACACACUUCCUUUUUCGUAUCUGCUUCUCCUCCUCUCUCUGCUAUGUCUCCUUGUGCCACUUUUUUAGGUAUUUUAUUCUGCUAGUAUUUUUAUUUUAAUUGAUGUUAUUUUAUUUACAUUCCAAAGAUCCGUUUCUAUCGUUAUUGGUGAUGAUAAUGAUGAUGGUAUUGUUGAACAUGUGUUACCUCCUCCGGUAUGUAAUUUGCUCCUCUCUCUGCUUAUACCUCCUCAGUGUCUACCUUCCUAUUAUUUGUAAAUAGUUCAUAGAAAUUUAAAUAAAUGGCUAAAAAAGUGUCA